AUGUCGCUGGCACUUCAAGUACUCCUGGGGUUGUUAUCUCUCCCUUUGCAGUUUUUACUCUUUGUUGCUGUUCGUGUCAUAAGACAGUACGUCAGACAGGCCUCUUUGCACGAUAUUCCUGGUCCGAAACGAGAUUCGUUGAUAUCUGGUAAUAUCAAGACACUUUUUGGAUUGAACUCAUGGCAGUUCCACAGUCGAAUCGCGAAGACGUACGGAAAGGUUGUCAAGAUAUGGGGCUUGUUUUGGGACACACAGUUGUAUGUCUGGGACACGAAGGCUCUAUACCAUAUCCUCAUCAAGGAUCAGUAUAUAUUCGAGGAGAGCGAGGUAUUCCUUAAGUCCAAUGCAGCAAUCUUUGGACUGGGGUUGCUGAGUACGUUAGGAGAGCAUCAUCGUCGCCAGAGGAAGCUCCUCAACACUGUUUUCUCGAUCAAGCAUAUGCGUUACAUGCUUCCAACCUUUUACAAGAUCUCUGAUCAGUUAGUAGAUGUACUGCAGGACAAACUCGCCAGUAGGUCAGCUGAAAUUGACGUCCUUGAGUGGAAUACUCGGGUCGCACUCGAACUCAUUGGCCAAGGUGGCCUAGGAUAUUCGUUCAACAGUCUCGACGAAAACUCUGAGAACCGAUAUAGCUCUGCUCUGAAAAACCUCAUACCUACCACGACCAAACUGAACGUCUUCCGUCAGCUGUUCCCCUGGGUAUCUGACUUGGGCACGACGACCAUGCGUCGUUGGGUCGCUCGUAACAUUCCCUGGCCGGACUUCAAUCGCCUAGCAUACCUGACAGAUAUUAUCGAUGAAACGUCGAGGGAAAUAUUGGGCUCAAAGAUGGCGGCGCUCGAAAAAGGUGACGAUGCGGUCGUACAUCAGGUCGGAGAGGGUCGAGAUAUUUUGAGUGUACUACUAAAAGCAAACAUGGAGGCUUCGGAGCAGGAUCGCUUGCCCGAGGAGGAGAUAUUGGGCCAGAUUUCAACACUCACCUUCGCAGCAAUGGAUACAACAUCUUCCGCUCUAUCUCGGAUUUUACAUCUCCUGUCGCAGAGGCAAGAACUUCAAGAACGUCUUCGUGCGGAGUUGGUAGAUGCCCGCAAGGCAGCUGAUGGUAAUCUCGACUAUGAACAUCUCAUGGGGCUACCGUUCCUUGAGGCCGUCUGUCGUGAGACUCUUCGUUUGUAUCCCCCUAUUGCGCAGAUACCACGAACGACUCGCAAAGACGUCAUCCUUCCCCUCGGCUCCCCGAUCACUAUCAAGGGAAAUCUAGUCUCGGAACUCUUCAUACCCAAAAACACGAACAUAAUCGUCUCCAUUUUAGCAGUCAACAGAGAUGUAGAUAUAUGGGGCCCUGAUGCAGGCGAAUGGAAGCCUGAGAGAUGGCUCGCACCGCUACCGGAGAAUGUCAUAAACGCUGGAAUUCCUGGGGUGUAUGCGAAUACUUUGACAUUCUUAGGAGGUGGAAGAGCUUGCAUUGGAUUCAAGUUCUCAGAGUUGGAAAUGAAGGUCGUCCUUUCGUGCCUUAUCAUGAAUUUUAAGUACUCACCAUCGGAGAAAGAGACCCACAUCGAAUGGAAAUCGAGCAGUAUUGCCGCUCCGUUCCUGGAUGGUCGGCCUUCCUUGCCAUUGAUUGUCUCGGCUAUGUGA
Molecule: messenger RNA, 1638 nt
Organism: Stereum hirsutum FP-91666 SS1
Lineage: Eukaryota; Fungi; Basidiomycota; Agaricomycetes; Russulales; Stereaceae
Product: cytochrome P450
Exons: 13
Coding region: 1-1638 (545 amino acids)
Molecular function (GO): oxidoreductase activity, acting on paired donors, with incorporation or reduction of molecular oxygen; heme binding; iron ion binding
Source: RefSeq, a predicted model, not a curated record